This is a messenger RNA of Guillardia theta CCMP2712, 219 nucleotides long. RefSeq lists its product as hypothetical. The record is from RefSeq and is a predicted model, not a curated record. Lineage: Eukaryota; Cryptophyceae; Pyrenomonadales; Geminigeraceae. The transcript has a single exon. Gene Ontology annotation, biological process: respiratory electron transport chain; electron transport coupled proton transport; aerobic respiration. Gene Ontology annotation, molecular function: cytochrome-c oxidase activity; heme binding. The annotation marks the transcript as partial. Gene Ontology annotation, cellular component: membrane.
GGUAUGAGUUUACAUCGCAUUCCUUUAUUUGUUUGGUCCGUAUUAAUUACUGCGUUUUUGUUAUUAUUAUGUUUGCCUGUUUGUGCUGGUGCUAUUACAAUGCUACUUUGUGAUAGAAACUUUAACACAACUUUUUUUGAUCCUUCAGGAGGAGGGGACCCCGUUUUAUAUCAACAUCUUUUUUGGUUUUUUGGUCAUCCGGAAGUUUACAUCUUGAUA